CGCACCAGCAGCUAGAACCACUGCCUGAUUCUGCUCCAGCCAGUCCAACGGUUCAUAAAUAGUCCUGAAGAAACCAGUGCGUGCGUGUGUGUGUGUACGUUUUUCCGAUCCGAUCCGGCGGUGCACGGCGGCAAGUGUCUGUUUGUCGUUUGUUUUCAUCCGUUACUCCACUCGGUGCAUUAUCCCCUCGUGUGUUUCCGUGUUUUGGUUGCGUGCAGUUGCACCUAGCGCUGAGCGUUACCUGCACUUCGGUGUGUUUGUUCAGUCGUUAAUGCACCGAACACGGCGCACAUCGUUGUUACCUGUUUUAAAGAGCGCAGGCAGAUCAUAAAAGAGUGGUUUUUAGAAAUAACAACAAGAAAAUCGAGAGAAAAUAUUUUUAGUGCAAGGCGUGUGAAUUGAUAUUGUGUGCAAAAUUGCAGUGUUUAAAGUGUUUGAUUUGUUGUUCUAUAUAUGGUUUGUGUUGUUUAAAGUGUUUUUUGUUUCCCGUUUCUCAAUCGCAUCGAAAAAAUCGAAAAGAAAUACUUAUCAAACUCAUCAGCGCAUAAUGGUCAGCUUGGAAAGGGUUGUUAUUCUCUGGCAGAUCAUAGCUUAAUGUUGAUCCAGGAGGAGGUCCCCGACGCGUCCGUCACACAGCAACGCCACACGAACGAUCCACAAUGCACGACGCCCGUCCUGUCAUGAGAACCUUCGCUGGCAUAACGUAGUUUUGUUGUGUGUGUGUGUGGCAAGGCCUAACCGGGGGUGUAGGGCAAGUUCCGGCUCCCGGAAGCAAACGCAAACGAGACGGACGACGUGACGCUUCCGUUACUCUUCGCCCCAUGACGACCGCAAGAGGAACGACGGGGCGUUCCGAUACUUUACCGAGUGUGACUAUCACCAGAAGAAGACUGUGCAGCAGCAGGUGUAUUGCGGUGGUGGGCACGGUUUGGUGCGGGCUGGACGUGUAAGUCGGGAAAACACUUCGGAGACGGGGUGGUUCUGGCCGCGCUCAUCGGGACCGAUAUCGGGAACGGAAGUGUCGGGAAACCUGACGUUCGUUGGCGUCGGAACGUUCCGCCGGCAAAAACGUCAAAACCAUCAUCGUUAACAUCGUUCGGGGGAGCACGGGAGAGAUAGGUGACAGGACGUGUUGCUCUGUACCGGAAGGCAUCAACAGUGGAGGUGUCCCACCCCCGAUACCACCGGGCACCGGGCGGCCGGUGCGAUGGAGCUGAAGGUAUGGGUCGAAGGAAUACAACGUAUCGUGUGCGGAGUCACGGAAGUCACCACGUGUCAGGAUGUCGUGUUCGCAUUGGCACACGCCACCGGCAAAACGGGACGCUUCACGCUCAUCGAACGGUGGCGCAAUAACGAGCGUCUGCUAGCACCACAUGAGAACCCGCUCAAGAUCCUUAUGAAAUGGGGCGAAUACUCAAGUGAUGUGCAGUUUAUCCUGCAGCGAUCCGAUCAGCAGCAACAGCAGAAGAAAGAUGCCCAACAGCAACAGCAGCAGCAACAUCAAACGCCGCCACCAUUAACGCAAGCUCCCCAGUCCCAGCAGCAGCUACUGCGCCAGCAGCAGAAGCUAAAUCAACUCAACAACAAUCAUAUCGGUGCGAACGGUACCGUAACGACGAAUGGGAAGCACAGCAGUCCGACGUCACCGACAAGCCCCAACGGCAACGGUGGUGUCCUGAGCACGCAUAACCAUAUCAACAAUAACAGCAGUCAGCACUAUGCGCACCAUCCGAGCAAUGGUGACGAGCAGCCGCCACAUGCAAAAAGCAAACUUCAUCAAAACAAUCUUAAAAACAGCGCCAACAACCAACUUCAUCUGCACGUGCAUCACCAGCAGCAACAUCACCACCAGCACCAGCUAUCGUCGGCAUCGUCCACCUCGUCCACCGACCACCAGCAUCGGCCACAUCAGCAGUCGAACGGCGUCGGUGCGUUAAUUCGAACCGGAAAUGAUCCUUCAAACGGCUCGGCAAGUGGUGGUGGUGGUGGUGGUGGUGGUGGUGGGGCAGGGGUGGCGGCAACGGUAAAGCAAUCGGAAUUGAUCAUCUCAAGCAGCAAUGGGAGUAGCAGUACGGGUGGAGCCCUCGAGCGUGGCAAGGAAACGAGAAAAAGUCUCAAUUCGUCCGGAUCGAGCGGCAAGACGGAACAGCAGCAGCAGCACCAUCAUCAUCAACAGCAGCAGCAGCAGCAGCAUCAACAGCUGCACCAUCAGCAAUCUCAGAAGCAUCAAGCGCAGACGAACCAGCAGACGCAAAACGUUGGCAUCGUGCGGGGCAUUGUCCAGCACCAGCAAAAGUUCAACCACGUUCAGCGCCAUUCGCCCAGCUCGACGACGGUUACGCUGGCGAAGGGUGGCGUCUCCACCACGGUGACCACCACCAGUGACCACAGCACCAGCAGCAACAGUAGCACCAGCAGCAGUGUGAGCAGCACGGCCAGCUCGAGCUCGAACGCGUCCUCAAACAAUACGAGCACGAGCAGCGGAAUCGGCAGUAGCGGUGCAUCCGCAGCCAGUAGUGGCCAUCAUCAUGCGACGCAACAGCAGCAUCAGCCAUCACCAACGGGUCCGACAACGACGUCGCCAUCCGCCGUGGAAGCAACGUACGCUAGCGUCAUCAAGAAACCCAAAUCACACGCAACGGCGCCGGCGACGUCGUCGGCAACGACCACGUCCAACAACAAUGCCGGCGGUAACAAUGUGGUCGGCGAAUUUAAUGCAGCUGAUUUGCGCAGCUCGCUCGACCGCAAGGUAAACGGGCUCGUGUUUAGUAACGGGUUGAACGAGCGCGUAACGCAUCCACCGUCGUCGACGUCACCUUCGGGGGCCGGACCGCAGCAACCACCGGCCGCGACGAGCAGCGUUAUCGUCGGCGCCACACUGAAACCCGACCAUCAUCUGCUGCUGCACCAUCACCACCAUCACGGUACGAUGGGCCGGCACUAUCACCACACGCAGCUACAGAAUCUGCUCUGCACGGACAAUCAGAACCAGCUGGACACGAGUAGCGUCAGCAGUAUCAGCAGCUCGAGCGUCGGCGAGCGUGGCAACAACUCCAGCAACCAUCCGUCCCUGCUGAACGGUAGUAGCUCCACGACCAAUUCGCCCAUCACGGGCAUCUCCUCGAACGGGGCGCUCGUGCCUCCACCGUACCGGGAUCCACCGCCGCCCCGGAACAGCCCGCUAUCGCACACGCUUACCAGCCUCAGCAGUACCGGCAGUGGUACGGGGAGCAGCAGUACCCAGGGAAGGCGGCAGGAGACCGGCGGCAGUAACCUUACCGGUGGUUCAUCGUCAGCAUCUUCGACCGUGUCGUCGCUGGUGGUGGUAGGUGCCAGCGGGACGGAAGAGAUACUGGUGGGUAGUGCCACGGACAACAGUAUACCGCACGUGACGGGAUACCGGGAGCUGAUGCAGCUGAUCAAGUUACAGCGCGAGAAAAUCAAUACCCAGCAGGCGGACCUUUCGAAGCAACUCAGAUGUUCGAUUGCGUACGAUUCGGAGAUCGUGUACCUGGAGACCCGGAGUCGUGAGCAGACCGAUCAGCUCGAUGCGAUCACGCAGGAGAUCAACAAAACGGAGCAACAGUACCGGCAGACGAGCGAUCAGCUACAGACGUACCAGUACGUGGAGGAGGAAAGCGAGCUCGUCCGGCAGCAGGAGAAAACGCUCAAGUCCGAGAUUACCCUGCUGCGGUCAAAGCUGGCCAACUGUGAGACGGAGCUGCUGCAGUGCAAGAACAAGAUCCGGCUGCUGAUGGACGAAAUCUUGGUGGAGCAGCGCAAGUAUAGCCGACAGUACGAUCCGAACCGACAACAGCUGUUGGAGCGGGCUCUAAUGUGUGAAGUUGACAGGCUGCAGGUGGAGAUCGACCUGGCGGUCCAGAGCGCGGACCAGGCGAACAAGGCGCACGAGAAGCUGAAGGGCGAGGUGACGCUGCUCGAGGGUGCGAUCACGGACAAGAAGAAGCAGGUCGAGAAGCUGGUGCACGAGAUGAAGGAGGUGAAUCUGCAGAGUUUGGCGGUGGUACCGCCGGCGGACGAGGUGCGCCACUUGCUGGAAGGUGAGUCCGCCGACUUUGGCUCGGUAAAACCGGGCAGUACGCGACGCAUGAUUGGAUCCCCGCGGCAGCUGGAAAAUGCGGUUCCGACGAGCAAAAAUCCGCACGGCGUUUGGGUUUGAGGAGGAGGAGGGCAGGGGUUGGCGCCAAUGGUUUCUUCCUUCCUUGGGCCGCCAGAUUGCCGCCGGAUGCUUUUCGCCAUUUUUUCGCCCGGUGGCGGCAACGACCCAGGCAACAACUACGGAGGCGGAUAUUAUUCUUGUAAUCAAAACGAUAUGGUAACCAUUCUCAAAAUGUGAUAAUUCGUUGGUAAGCGAGCGCAACAGUGCGCAGUACAGUGAAAGUCGGGAGGCAACAGAGCGUUUGAAGGAACGCUACCAUUUAGACGAAAGCGAAUGUAACUGAAUGAACAAAAAAAACGGGCGCAUAACAAACAAUACACACACGCGCGCAUACCGGUGAAAACGGAAAUAGCUUCCCGGGUUUUGCCUUUGCUCCUCCCGUUUCGUUGUCUCCCCCACAGAAGGAACUUCCUGUGUGCCGUCGUUGGGAAGUAUUUCCGGCAGCGAAAAGACUUACGAGUCAAACUGGAAAGCGAGAGGGAAUAGAAUAUUUUGGGUCCAAAAAUGAAUGCUUCAACGAUGUGCAAGAUCACGUGCGAUCGUAAGAGUGGAAGGCACGAAGGAUGUUCCUUCUGAUAGAGGGACACUGUUAGGAAAACGAGGGAAUUGUUAAAUAAGAAAAAAGCUAGCUUUAAGACGCUUUAUGGGCCGCUAUCGCUGUAAGCUGUUGAUCCAGAGCAUUAAGUUGUUAUUGCACUACUCAAACAACCACCACAACAAUCGUAUGCGACGCGGACUAAAGUUGUAUAAGGUGUGGAUGCCAUUUUACUCGUAAUCUCACUGCUCACGUGCUGAGUGUCGUUCGAAUUGUUCGUUAAUUCGAAAAGAAAGCGCUUAACACACACUUCUUGCCUACUUCCUGUAUCCGUAUGUGUGUGUGUGUUUUUAAAUUGUUUUUGUUUAUAUUUAUUAUAAAUUGUACCAAUAGGUUCAUUCUGACUUUUCUGCAAACUGCGACCUCUUGCCAACUACCCGGGGGAUCGGGAUACUCAGCGUAAACGGCACGAACUAGCAACAUGCACCCCCUUCUUGUUCCAUUGUGUUUUAUUGCCAUCAAGUGUUUCACAAACACACAUACGCAUGUGGCGCACACAAGCACACCAGGUUUGUGCCAGCUAAAAGGAGCGUAUUAAUGCACGGCGGAAACUGAGUUUUCCUUCUUUUAAUCCCCGGGUCGCCCACACACACACACGCACGCAUGGAUUUCAGAACGGAACUGUGCAAUUUUCCAUUCCAAAACAUACACACACGCGCAUACGUUUCCCAUUUAAAUAAAAUCCACCAAAUCCGGGCACACGUGGUGGGGGCGAUGCAGCUUUUGAAACAGCCUUCAAAAGGAAUGCAGAAGUAAGCGAUUGUUUUUAAUUCAUCGGUGCGAGUGUGUGAGGCCGUUCGUUGCCGUUUUUAAGCACUUUAAGCAGUUAAAGUUAGUGGAGGAAAAAAAAUGCAAUAUAAGCGAUACCUAGAUUUCAUACUACACUACUUAACGUCUAGCUUAAGUGAAAAUAUGUUUUAAUUUUUGUUUUAAAAGGGGAGUUUAAAAGUUUUGCUUCGUGUGCUCAUUUCCGCUCGGCUUUCGACACAUCUAAUGUGGUCCCAUUGUGCGAUACUUACUUAAAAGAGGAGAGGGUCCUUCUUACUUAAGCCAACAGACAUGCCUUUUUUUGGUUAGGACAUGUUCAGCUGUUAUUAGUAAUAGUAAGCGGAUCGGUUAUAGUGAGUACUUAAGCGCAAAACAGGCGAACAGUGAACAAGAAAACAACAACAAAUCACACCAACAACAGCAUUAUCAAAUGUUGAACCACGUAACUUAAACCACCUGUUAGGUUAGGAAUAGUUCUUUGCCUGUUGCUCCUCGUUCCGUGUAUGUGCGCAUUUAUUUCUAUCCUCCCGGGGGAUAACAGACAAGUUGGGUGAUUAGUAUGUCACGGCUGAAAGAAUUAAAUCUAUUUACGGGUUUUUUAACAACUUCAAAGGAUUAAUAUAUUUUUGUAUUUUUUUUUUAUUCAUGAAGAACGGCCGUAUUGCUAGAUUUUUGUCUAAAACAUUUUUAAUUUGCUAAAUUAAUACAGGAUUUACCGAAGUUUAUUGGCGCUUUUCCGUUACUAGUUUCCGUUACCGUUACUAUAUUGUAAAUGCAAUAUUCAAACUUCAUUUCGCUCAGGAAACGGUUUCAAUAUUUCGAACGAUUUUUGGUUUUACAUCUACCUUCUCAUUCAGGCUCGAUUGAAACACACAUAUCAACAGUAUAUAGUUUGAGAGACUUUUUGAUAAUUACUUUCCAUUGCCUUUAAAGCAGUAAACUUAUUAAAGACACCCGUUUUGUGUACCUUAAACUUAUCAAAAAAAAAAAAACAAUACACAUGUCGAAAAGCUAUAUCAUGUAAAUGAAACACCAAAAACAAAAACUAGCAAGCGAAACACAUAAUCAAGAUGUCUAAAUUAUAAUACAAAAACAAACCAAAACUGCAAAAAGAACAGAUGAAGGCAGUGUACACCUGAUGAUGGAGCCGCCAUACACUGCACAACUCACAGAGGAUUUCGAGGAUAAGCGUGAAAAGCUUCAAAAUGUGUGUGUGUGGGCAAUUGCAGUCAUUUGAAGUACUGCUGCACUGUGGUUGGAAAAAGCGCGGAAAAACUGCUCCUUUAGAAAAAAACAAAACGAAACGAAAGCGCAAAAGGACAGUAUAAGGAUAAACAAACUCUAUAUAAACAAGCGGGAGAAACUAACAAAACAACCACCCCAAAACCUGCUAACGAACCGUUUGGCUGCCUCAGCAAAGUUAAAUCCGGGUUUCUCUGAAAAGGGUCCUUGACGGUGUUUUUUUUUUCUUUCAUUGCUGCCCUUUGCUUCACGCAAUGCGCAUGAUGAUGAUACGGACGAGAAAGUCUAGCUAGGGCCAACCAUAGAUCGCUAGUUGAUUCACACAUUGCAUCACACAACACAAAAUACGGCUUUAUAGAGCAAACAGGGCGCCAUUUGCUGCAAAAUGUUGUUGAACGUUUGAAAAGUUUGAGACAAUACUUUUACACUCACACACACACACACCCACGGAAAACAAAAUAUGUGUGCGGAAAAUGUUAAAAAAAAUCCCCCCCUCACAGUCUGAAGGAAAGUUGAAAGUCCUCUGCUUCUCCGCUACAAGAAGCAUAUGAGCACAGAUGCGUGAACAACCAUUUGAAAGCUUGUGGAAGUUUGGUUUUUUGUUGCCUUUUUUUUUGUUCUGGUUUGUAUGCUUUUGCUGAGAUUGUAGAAAAAAAGGAGAAGCGAAUGUGUAAAUUGGCUUUGGGUUGGUUAACCAAAAGAAAAUUAAGAAGAGAAAAACAAAUCAAAAACAACUGUUUCGAAGAUGGGUUUAUGCGCACUGCACAUAAACACAAAGAUGAAUAUAUUUACGUACAUAUACAUAUACUAUUCUCUAUAUAUAUAUACAACAGUGCAAUAGCAUUCUUCUACUGUAUGUUUUAUUUUUUACAUACAAACACACACACGCAAAACACUUCUAUUCUAACUUAAAGCCUAUUUCGGACAAAGAAAAUAAAACAAACAAACACAGAACGAGUUCAAAACUCACCACUAUCGAAUGCAGCACAUCAUACAAAUAAUUCUAAAUAAGAAAAUGGUAGAGCGAAAAACGAAAGGGAGGGUAAAAGGAUAACAAUGGAAGAGAACAAUCUAAAGAGCUUAACAAUAUUGUAAAACAACAAAAGAAAGAAUACAUACAAAGCAAAACGAAACCAGAAAAAAGCACACACACACACACAGAUAUACAUAUAUACAUACCAAACAAGGUAAAAUGGCAUUUAAAAUAGAAAACACAAGAGGAAAGUCAACAAAUCAUAAAAGACGUAAAACAACACAGAAGAGGGAUAAUAUAGCUAUGAGUAAAAUAAGUAACCUGAAAACCCCCGGGCCCUGAAUUGAACUUUGUUAAAGUAGCUAUGAGUUAAGGGAAGGAACAGAAGAGAAAGAUAGAAAAGAAGAAAAAAAAAACAAGAGUGUUAAAGAGAAAGAUAGAGAGUGCGAAUGAAUUGAUAUAGAAGGUGCCUGCAUGCUUGAAUUGAACGCAUGGAUCAACGCAAGUAGCAUUGUUAGCAGUUUUACCGUUUGAUUUUGGAUCAUUUUUUGGCCUUAAAAUUUUAUUUACAAAAACUGAUUUAUUUUUUUAGUUAAAACAUGUUUGAAAAAAAAAAGAUUUGGAUUCCAAAAAUCAUAAUAAUGAAUUGCGAAAGCGAAGAAGUAUGUGUGUGUGUGUGUGCUUGAAGAAGGUGAUAAGAGCGCUUAAAAAGGUAAAAUUGUAAAAUGUUAAACUUGAAAACAGAAAAAACAGCAAAUGAAUUGAAAAAAAACACACAACACAAGCAAAGUGCUAUUUGUUCUAUUUGUAUAAUAUUGAGGAAGAGCAAGAGUAUGAAAGUACGGAGAGGAAAAGAAAUUGUAAAAAAGACAUACAUAUAAAACAGAAGAAAGAAAGACAAAUGAUAGCAGAGGAAGAAAACCAACCGAAACGAAAACGAAUAAGUUUACUCUGUUUAAACGAAGUACGAAUGAAUUAUUUGUUAAUAUUAAACCAACACGAAUGCCCCUCUCGUUGCCUCAUCACCUUCCACGUAGCUCCUCCCCCUUUAGUAUGUAGUAUUUUUUGUAGUAAUUUUAAAAUGUAUUUUAUUCCCACUUUUAUAAAAGCCUCGUUUUUAGCCAUUCCGCGUUCUUUUUUUUAAUGUACUUAGUCGGUUUAAGUCCUGUUACUAUUAAGUAGAUGAAUUUUGUC
Anopheles stephensi (Asian malaria mosquito) is the source of this 8952-nucleotide messenger RNA. It is a transcript of the gene RASSF8, whose product is annotated as homeobox protein 5. The record is from RefSeq and is a predicted model, not a curated record. Gene Ontology annotation, biological process: signal transduction. The coding region runs from base 1208 to 4180 and encodes 990 amino acids. NCBI's taxonomy places the organism in Eukaryota, Metazoa, Arthropoda, Insecta, Diptera, Culicidae. The transcript has 8 exons.